AAGGUAGAGUUGAAAUAGUUCGUGAGUGGUGAAAAUCUGAAUCUAAUGAUAUAACCCCACUUUUUUCUCAAAAGGUAAUAACGCCCAUUUAUAACCAUUUUCAGUGUUAAUCCACAAAUUCCAACUAUGCUGGGCUUUGGAAAGAAGACAGUUCAUCCUCAGAAUGCUGAAAAACAGGAAACUCUACUCACUCUUUCCAUACUUACAUUAGCGGCAAUACUCUCAUUUGCCACACGGUUAUUCUCCGUCCUUAGGUUUGAAAGUGUCAUUCACGAAUUUGAUCCCUACUUCAACUAUCGUACAACAAAGUAUUUAACUGAGCAAGGAUUUUAUUCAUUCCAUAAUUGGUUUGAUGACAGAGCAUGGUACCCUUUAGGCAGAAUUAUCGGUGGAACCAUAUAUCCUGGUUUGAUGGUCACUUCAGCUGCUUUAUACCACUUAUGCUGGCUGCUUAAUAUUACCAUUGACAUUCGUAAUGUUUGUGUUUUCUUAGCCCCUUUAUUUUCAUCUUUUACCACUAUCAUCACAUAUCUGCUCACAAAAGAAGUGAAAAAUGCAGGAGCUGGUUUAGUUGCUGCUGCAUUUGUAGCCAUAGUACCUGGUUAUAUCAGUAGGUCUGUAGCUGGCAGCUAUGACAAUGAAGGGAUUGCUAUAUUUUGUAUGUUGCUAACUUAUUAUACAUGGAUAAAAGCUGUUAAAACUGGGACAAUUUUGUGGGGAACACUUAGUGCCUUGGCAUAUUUUUACAUGGUGUCAUCAUGGGGUGGUUAUGUAUUUUUGAUUAACCUGAUUCCCCUACAUGUUUUAACUUUGAUGGCAACUGGUAGAUUUGGUCAUCGCAUUUAUGUUGCAUAUAGUACUCUUUAUUGUGUUGGUACUAUUCUAUCUAUGCAAAUAUCUUUUGUUGGGUUUCAACCUGUACAAAGUUCUGAACAUAUGUUGGCACUAGGUGUGUUUGGUUUAUGCCAAAUAGUGGCAUUUGUGGAUUACAUCCGGAGCAAACUUUCAAAAUCAGACUUUGAAACACUGUACACCUUCCUUAUUUAUGCUGGGGGUAUUUUAGCAGUGGCAGUGGGUACAGUUUUGACCCUUUCUGGCAAAAUUUCACCAUGGACUGGUCGAUUUUAUUCUCUUUUGGACCCUUCAUAUGCAAAAAAUCACAUUCCAAUAAUUGCCAGUGUUUCAGAGCAUCAACCUACCUCAUGGAGUUCAUUUUACUUUGACCUACAAAUUUUGGUGUUCCUGUUCCCAGCUGGGUUAUAUUUCUGCUUCAAACAACUAACUGAUGCCAAUAUUUUCAUGAUUUUAUAUGGUAUUACCAGUAUUUAUUUUGCAGGCGUGAUGGUACGUCUUAUGCUAGUCUUGGCCCCGGUAAUGUGCAUCCUCAGUGGUAUCACAAUAUCCCACUUGCUCACAAAAUUCAUGAAAAAUGUAGAGCCGCCGAAUAAACAGGUGGAGCACAAAAAGCACAAAAAACAGGAGGCCAAUAUGAUGCUGAAAAACGAGAUUUCCACGAUGUUCGUGACAGUCGUGACCGUUCUAUUAAUCUCCUACACUUUUCAUUGCACUUGGGUCACUUCAGAAGCUUAUAGCUCGCCUAGUAUUGUUCUAAGUGCUAGAUCACAUGAUGGCGGCAGGAUUAUCUUUGAUGAUUUUAGGGAGGCAUAUUAUUGGCUAAAGAUGAACACUCCCGAAGACGCGCGCAUCAUGUCCUGGUGGGACUACGGCUACCAGAUAACGGCCAUGGCCAACAGGACGAUCCUCGUGGACAACAACACGUGGAACAACACGCACAUCAGCCGAGUGGGACAGGCGAUGGCGAGCAGCGAGGAGAAGGCCUACGAGAUAAUGCGAGAGCUCGAUGUCAAUUAUGUUUUGGUGAUAUUCGGCGGUCUCACCGGGUAUUCGUCAGACGAUAUCAAUAAGUUCCUGUGGAUGGUCAGAAUAGGUGGUAGUACUGACAGGGGAGCCCAUAUCAAGGAAUGGGAUUACUAUUCGCCCAACGGAGAAUUCAGGGUAGACAAAGAGGGUUCUCAAACCCUAUUGAAUUGUCUGAUGUACAAAAUGUGUUAUUAUAGAUUUGGACAAGUCUAUACAGAAGGUGGAAAACCUCCUGGAUACGACCGCGUGAGAGGUGCUGAAAUUGGUAAUAAAGAUUUCGAAUUGGACGUUUUAGAGGAAGCUUAUACUACUGAACAUUGGCUGGUUCGAAUUUACAAAGUGAAAGAUCUGCCCAAUAGAGGGGUGUAAUGUGGUGGAUUUGUGGUUAUUGUUUUUUGUAUUUUUUUUUUGUAAGAUAAGAACAAUAAUGAUUUCAUUUACG
Molecule: messenger RNA, 2323 nt
Organism: Phaedon cochleariae (mustard beetle)
Lineage: Eukaryota; Metazoa; Arthropoda; Insecta; Coleoptera; Chrysomelidae
Source: the annotation of a GenBank genome assembly